CAUCAUCCAUUCCCCACCCCCAACUUGCCUUCUCUAUAUAUACUUCAAUUUCCAUGUACUCCACAGCACAACUCCCUGGAUUGGGUUCUCUCUCUUCCUGUUUGUCUGCUAUGACAAAUAUGUGUGUGUGGUUUAAAAUUAAUCAAAACAAUAAUUAUUAAUGCUGUUGCAUUCGCUAAUCAUCCUGGUAUCUCUUUCCUUAACAUUAUGGAUAAAAAUGGAAUUUCUCAUGUUGGUGGGUGCAAUUUUCACCAUCACUCCCACAAGGAAUUGGACUCUGUUUUUAAUUUGUUGGUCGUUAAAACAAAAUAACAAUUAGAUUUAAGACUUAAGAUAAUAGUCGCAUUAUGGUCUACUUCAGUUCUCGAAAAAGGUGUAAGACUGUUAACUAUCAGCAGUAAGACUACCUACGGACGUAGACCUAAGUGGGAACGAGAAUGUAUCCCAUCAUACAUCAUUUAAUUCGUCAAAUACAACAACAUUUCAUUUAAUUAACGGGUAAAUUGCAAUCUACCCUCCGGUACACUAUGUUUAACAUGAACUCUCAUUCAGUUAAAGUGUAGGAAUUUCCACGCGCAACCGAGUAUUUGAUUGUACAACUGUUCCGAGUUUCCGACAUUAUAUGCCACAACCAUCUGUCAAGCUGAAAAUCAAUGUUGCUAAAAUGCAGAUUGGGCUGACAAAAAGAUGAUGAGCUUUUCGGUAUCUUCAAUUAAAUGGAAGGAUAUAAAAAUCCAAGGGAAGAUGAUAUGUCCUGAUACACCUAAAGCAAUUAAGUAGAAAGUUUCAUUAAUGUCUCAGAGAGUUCCUACAUGCUUUAUAUUAGUUCAUGACAGGUUUCUGCAUUAGUACUCCAAUGCUCUCCAACACCACAAGUGAUUGGCGUGUAAUGUAAUAGAUGAUCAAUGGGUUGGUUGUUUCCACUACCUCGGAAUACCUCUAAAUACGUAGUUAAAGAGAAGAACACAUACCUCGGAAUGCCCAGACUUCCGUCGGCCAAGAUGUUGCCUGCAGCAGCACUGCUGCUGCUGCUGCAUCUUCUAAUCUCGCAGAAUGGCGUAGGAGCAGCGGUUUGCUCGGCACCAAGCAGGUUGUUCCAUGGCGUUUGCAUCCUGGACAGUAAUUGUGCCAAAAUAUGCGAGAAAGAAGGUUAUCUCUCAGGAAAUUGCAAGGGAUUAUUGAUGAAAUGCAUCUGCAUAAGAGACUGUGGUGGUGAGGGUGACCCUCCCCAAGGUCCCCCUGAUACCAGCCCUCCAGAUUCUCCAGACACGCAUCACCCGCAGCCUCCUACGAUCCCAUCUCCUUGUCCUCCGUGUGUCUGUCGUAAGCCCCCGUCUCCUCCACCGCCAACCGGUUGUCCUGAUCCCCCAUUCAUUAUCCCUCUUCCUAAUCCUCCUCCGACCGGUUGCCCUCAUCAUCCCAUCUUCCCUAUUCCUAUUCCUCCUUCCGGUUGUCCCAAUUCUCCCGUCAUCCCUGUCCCUAAACCUCCAACUGCUUGCCCUACUCCUCCCAUCAUUACCAAUAUUCCCAAUCCUCCUAGCGGUUGUCCUAACCCUCCCUGAAACCCCUAAUCCUCACACCCAUACUUACUGCUCUGGGUUUUCUCCACUCCUCCAGCAGUGAAUGUGUUUAACCAAUUGCGAUUCUCAAUGCGAUCAAUAAAACGACUUGUGUUAGUGACUGAAACUGAAUGCAUCUUUUCCUUUGAUGUGCUCAACACAAGAAUAACACAGGGUGCGGGAGUGGAAUUUGAGCCAAGU
Molecule: messenger RNA, 1760 nt
Organism: Sesamum indicum (sesame)
Lineage: Eukaryota; Viridiplantae; Streptophyta; Magnoliopsida; Lamiales; Pedaliaceae
Source: RefSeq, a predicted model, not a curated record